GGCGUCGCAGUGUUCGGCCCCAUCGCCGCCGGCGCCGUGACCCGAGCGGCUGUGGCCUGUUUGUUCUGGAGCGGCACAAUGGGUGGAGAGCGGCUGAAACCGGGUCUGAAGCGGCGCUCUCAUCCAGAGCCAUGACAGAGGUGAGAGACAGAUGCCGUCAUCGGCCACACGGGGGCGACAGAGAGGCCGCGCCCCGCGUGCAGCCACGUAAAACCCCGUCGCAUUUGCGUUAUUACGUUAAACAAAUCCCUCUGAGCCGAGCAGAAAGGUGACGCAUGAGGAAAACGCUGCCCUGUGCAUUGCUGAAUAAUCCUGCAGCAUCUGUAUAUACACGAGUCGCUCUCUGCUCCAGAGCCAAGGCACAAAGCAUGUGUUAAUCCUGCUGCUGCCAUAUAUACGUGUGGAACAGAACCAGCUGCCACGGGUCAGAAUGGAUCAUGGCAUCGACCAGACGGGCACCACAGAGUGUGGUCCUGACUCAGCUGAAGCAAGACGCGAGUGAACAACCCUAAAGCAGUACGUUGACCUGCUCGUGAUCUGGAUCUGCACAGAUCAUCAUCACUAGACACCAACAGCAUCUCCAUGAUAAACACAGCAUCCUACUGUGAAUAGGAAACUGCUGAUUUCCACUGCUCCUCAGGAACAGGCCGUGGAGCCAAGUGACCUGGAGUCCAACUGGACUUCUGUGUUUGACGUGAAGUAAACAGAACUCAGAUGGUUGUUGUUGUCUGAGCAGGACCGGAGCCCCGGGACCCGGGCAGCGGCAGAGUGGCAGCAUCAGAUGCUUCAGCAGUCACUCUGUCUAUGUUUAGCAGAGAGCUCGUAGCCAAAAGUGCACUGGAAAAUGCAUUCCUGCCUUGAAACCACAGCUUAGCAUUGUCUGCAGCUAUUACUCUAAUCAGACGGGGGGGUUCGAGGGGGGAACCAGACACACGUCCACCAUGGCUCCCAGAAAACCAUCUACUCCAGUCUGAACGCUCCACAUCACAUACACAGAGCAGCUGUGGGUUCAAAGACCAGAGCAACAGUGUCCUGCAGCCGGUUGGUUUAUCUGAGGCUCCUAUGAUAAGGAAGCAGAAAGCAGUCAUCUGUCAACACGAGCGUCACCUCCUCCCACAUGCUCCAUGAGCUGCUGCGUUUCUAUUUAAGUCGCCCAGUGAUUGGGAGGCGGGACUAAGAAGGGAAGCAGAUAAAACCCCGGCGCUCUCCUCUCCAUCACUGUGUGUCGUACUCGUCUCAGAGCAGCAUCCUCAGAAAAAGGGACAAUCGAAAUAGCCGAGAUGCCGGAGAGAGCACCAGAGGUAAGCUGCACGACUCCAUGACUGCAGAACCAAAUGCGCUGCUUUAAUGCCUGCGUUAUUUGCAGAGAAAGUCCAAAAUCUCAGCAUCUCGCAAGCUCAUGCUGAAGAGUCUGAUGGCGGCUAAAGCCAAAGAGGAGCUGCAGCAGGAGCUGGAGGAGAAGGAGGCUCAAAAGGCCCAAUACCUGGAGGAGAAGGCUGCUCCCAUCCGGACCGGCGGCCUGUCCUUGGCCGAGCUGCGGACGCUGUGCGAGGAGCUGCACGCCAAAAUAGACGCGGUGGACGAGGAGCGCUACGACAUCGAGGCCAAAGUGCUGCACAACAGCAGAGAGAUCAAGGACCUGAACAUCAAGGUGCUGGACCUGCGGGGGAAGUUCAAGAGGCCCAACCUGAGGAGGGUGCGGGUUUCUGCCGACGCCAUCCUGCGCUCGCUGCUCGGCUCCAAACACAAGGUGUCUCUGGAUCUGAGGGCCAAUCUCAGAUCGGUGAGGAAGGACGACGCAGAGAAGGAGAAGAGCGCCGAGGUGAGCGACUGGAGGAAGAACGUGGAGGCCAUGUCGGGAAUGGAGGGCCGCAAGAAGAUGUUCGACGCAGCCAAGGGCCCAACCAGUAAAGAGCAGUAAAAAGCUGAAAUGAGCACAGAUGCUUCACGAGGUCACGUGUCUGGAAGAUUUUUUACAAAGCCAGGUUGUCAGUGAUCUGCUGUUCAUUAUUGAAAUAAACACAUCUGCCUCUUGUUGGUUUUGACUACUAUAAAAA
Betta splendens (Siamese fighting fish) is the source of this 2057-nucleotide messenger RNA. RefSeq names its product troponin I, slow skeletal muscle-like. The record is from RefSeq and is a predicted model, not a curated record. The coding region runs from base 1400 to 1921 and encodes 173 amino acids. The transcript has 7 exons. Gene Ontology annotation, cellular component: troponin complex. Lineage: Eukaryota; Metazoa; Chordata; Actinopteri; Anabantiformes; Osphronemidae. Gene Ontology annotation, biological process: muscle contraction.